ACGACACUAAAAAAAAAAAAAAAAAAAAGAAAAAAGGAGUUCGCCUCCUUGCCUAACAAAUUUCGUCAGCCAAACUUUUUUUUUCUCAGUGGAAGUCUUGAGAGUUUAUUAAAAGCAGAAUCGAAAAGAGGAAGUCGAAUUUGAAGCAAUGAGUUAUAGAAGGGAUCACCGCUCUUCAAAAUCAGCUCUAUUUGAUGGCGUUGAUAAGCUUGAAGAAGGUGGUCUUAGGGCCUCUUCAUCUUUCUCUCACGAAAUUAAGGAGCAUGACAAUGACAAAACUGUAGACAGCUUGCAAGAUAGAGUUGCUUUUCUGAAAAGAUUAACAGGUGAUAUACAUGAUGAGGUGGAGAGCCAUAAUCGUUUGCUUGACCGGAUGGGCAAUGGCAUGGAUGUUACGAGGGGUAUAAUGUCAGGCACCAUGGAUCGGUUCAAGAAGGUUUUUGAGAAGAAGUCCAAUCGGAGAAUGUGUACACUGGUGGUGGGCUUUGUGGUUUCCUUCUUAAUUGUAUACUACCUCAUUAGGACGCUUAGAUAUAUCCGUGGUUGAAGAAACUACAAAAUUCUUGAAGUUGUUCCAUAUGCAGAAGUGAAUGUCAAGUCAAGGCACCAAAAUCCAUUUUUUUUUCUUGAGAACCUGGUACUGCUUGCAUGCCGUUUGCUGGCAUGGCUGCCCAUUGUAAGAAGAAAUGCCAAAUUGCUGUUCCACGAAUUUAAGGCUGGUGGGCCACAUUUGAAUGCUGUAAUCUAGAUUUAAGCCAGCAGUUUUUUGAGCAAAGAAAGAAGCGAAAAAUGUGAAAGAAACAGAGAAAAAUAAAGGACUGGAAUUUAGAUAAUAGUGUUUUGUAGUUAACUGUAAGCACAUGUUGACGAUGUCACAUCAAAGCCUAUUAGCUUCUUGAAAUAUUUUAUGGAAAUUUUCUUUCUAAAACCAACUUGUUUCACC
Durio zibethinus is the source of this 943-nucleotide messenger RNA. Its product is annotated as bet1-like SNARE 1-2. The record is from RefSeq and is a predicted model, not a curated record. NCBI's taxonomy places the organism in Eukaryota, Viridiplantae, Streptophyta, Magnoliopsida, Malvales, Malvaceae.